Messenger RNA from Fukomys damarensis (Damara mole-rat), 2473 nucleotides. It is a transcript of the gene Naxd, whose product is annotated as NAD(P)HX dehydratase. Gene Ontology annotation, biological process: metabolite repair. The record is from RefSeq and is a predicted model, not a curated record. Gene Ontology annotation, molecular function: ATP-dependent NAD(P)H-hydrate dehydratase activity. Lineage: Eukaryota; Metazoa; Chordata; Mammalia; Rodentia; Bathyergidae. The transcript is spliced from 10 exons. Bases 635 to 1531 code for a protein of 298 amino acids.
UUCUCCCGAGGAAGCGAUCAGCCACCAUUCCCCAACAGGAAAGAGCUGCGGACGGUGAAAGGGACAGUUUGCUGUGGGAGGCUGAGGCUGUGCUCAGUCUGUAGCUGCCGGGCAUUGUUUGUGGCUGUUUGUCUUGCAGUCCUGCAAGUUCUGAAUUACACAGAGGAGGGAGUGAGUCCUGGAGUCUAUAGGGGACUUCUAAGCGCCACUUUUCAAAGAUUUUUGUAAUAGCUUUUGCUUUAAAUUAUAAUGCUCUUUUGAAGUUUCGUAAGCAAGUGGAGUUCCAGGCUUUAGAACCUUGAAGCCCCCAGCGGUUAGUUAGCUUCAGGAACCUGGUCAAGUGUGCCAGCUUAUAAUUCACCUUAAGUUAAAGCACCUUUGACACAAGUAACGAGUACCUCUCUUUAAAACCAGCAAACCUCAGACAGACUUGACUUGUUCUACCAGGCCCAGAAUGGUGUUUGUAUUGAAAUGCUUCGUGGAUAACCCAAGUGGCGUGUGGCUGGAAGCCAGCUGAAACUUGCUUUACCCAGAAGCGUCAGGACAUUUCAUUGACCUUUGUUUGGCCUUUUGCUAACAGAAGCUGUUUGUCUCAGUUUGGCAGAGCACGGUCUCACCGCACCCGGCCAAGGAGAUGGACAGCACCCUGCAGCUGGUGAGGAACAUCGUCCCCACCCUGGCAGCCGGGAAGCACAAAGGCCAGGCUGGCCGCAUCGGCGUGGUGGGCGGCAGUCAGGAGUACACAGGGGCCCCAUAUUUUGCAGCAAUCUCAGCUCUCAAAGUGGGUGCGGAUCUGUCCCACGUGUUCUGUGUCAGGGAGGCAGCACCAGUGAUCAAGUCCUACAGCCCGGAGCUGAUCGUCCACCCAGUGCUUGACAGCCCGGACGCCGUGCCUGAGCUGGAGAAGUGGCUGCCCCGGAUGCACGCCCUGGUGGUGGGGCCCGGCCUGGGCCGAGAUGGGCUGGUGCUGGACAGCAUCAGGGGCAUUCUGGAAGCUGCGAGGAGCAGGGACAUCCCCUUGGUCAUCGACGCGGACGGGCUGUGGCUGGUGGCUCAGUGGCCGGCGCUGAUCCUCGGGCACCAGAAGGCCAUCCUUACGCCCAACCACGUGGAGUUUAGCAGGCUGCAUGAGGCCGUGCUCAGCGACCCUGUGGACCGAACUGACCCCCGUGGAUCCAUCCUGAAGCUCAGCCGGGCCCUGGGGAAUGUGACGGUGGUCCUAAAGGGGGAGCAUGACCUCAUCUCUGAUGGCCAGCAGGUGCUUGAGUGCAACCUCAGUGGCAGUGGCCGCAGGUGCGGGGGACAAGGAGACCUCCUGUCAGGCUCUCUGGGCGUCAUGGCACACUGGGCCCUCCUUGCGGGACUGGAGAAGACAAAUGGCUCCCACCCGCUGCUGGUAGCUGCCCUGGGCGCCUGCUCGCUGACGCGGCAGUGCAACCACCAGGCCUUCUCAAAGCACGGCCGCUCCACCACCACCAGUGACAUGAUCGCCGAGAUCGGGGCUGCCUUCCGCGAGCUCUUCGAGGCCUGAGCCGACGGCGUAAGGGCCGCAUCAUCCCCUUCGCCAGGGUGUGGGUGCAACUGAGAACAUGAGAACCCACGAGGGGGAAGGGCAGGGGUUGUUUCUCUACCCCAAGGGGCCUUGUCACCUCCUUCUGGCCGUCCCUCUGAGGGAUCUGGCUGCUCCAUGUAUCUUGUGAGUGCAUAUCUGUCCCCGAUGUCCCCAAGGCCAAGGUGUCCACUCCAAAGCGCACUGUCUAAGCAGUGCCAGGCUGGGCCCUGUGGGUUCAUUCACGGAGCAUCACAAACCCAAAUGUGUCACCUACAGGGGUGAAUGCACCUUAUCCCUGGGGGGUGAGACGUGCAGUGGUGCAGGCCCUGGGCGGGGGUCUGAGCCCUCGUCCCCUCUGCACGCUGGAACCAGGAGGCUGCAGCCCACACCUGGGCAGUGGUAGUGCUGUGCUGGGAAGAGGGCUCGCCGGGGCUGUGGAGCCACAGCUCACGGGAAGCCAGUGUGCAGGCUGUCAUUGUCCCUCUGGACGGCAGCGCAUGUGCUGAAGAUAGAAACUGGACAUCAGUGACUGCCAGGUCCUGCGGUGUGCGGAACCCCAGGCGGCUGUCUCCACCGGGCCCUGGGCCACCAUUCUGGUGCUGCUGUGAACCAGGUGCCACUUGGAUCUUUGUGCUGUGUGAAAACUGAGCCUCAAGAGUUUGAAGAAAUGACCGCGCCUGGGAAGCCUGGAAGCGGCGCCCCGAGCCGUGGCCUGUCCUGCAGAAACCAUGCCCUGCUGUGAGCCAGCCGGGCACGCAGGGUUGCGUGUCUGACCAGAGCCCACCUCCUCUCGGCCUCUGGCCAGACAAGCAGCUGAGGCUGUCUGUCCGUCCAUGUCCGUGUGUCAUGUUUCUGCUUUGAAGUCAUUUAAGAGCCCUGGACAGCCCCUUCUAAGGAAAUAAAGUUCAGCAGUCACAGGAA